CUUGCAACUCAAGAGAUCAUUGUAUUUCUACGAUGCACUUCUCCACAAUACUCCUCGGCGCCUUCGCAUUCGCAUCUGCCAUUGUAGCUUCUGAGCUUCUCAAGUAAGUCAGCCCCCUUCGAGAUCGCAUCGGACCAUACCGUGUCGGCAGAAGAAGUCAAUCGACAGCAAAACGCUAUGCACGACAAAUACUGCAAAUGAAUGCUAACGUUCACCAGCGAGGUGGGCUACGUUACCGACAGCGAGGGCAAGGUUUACCAACUCGAUAUCACCGGUCACAACAACGUUCGCGUCAUCAGCUCCGAGAGAAAUGAUGGCUACUACAUCCAACCUACAAGCUAUCAUGUAGAGUCUGCGCACGCUUGUAACUUCUACAGCGAGGCGACGCGUGGUGUUGGAUAUCUCAUCGGCGAGUUUCCGGGUCCUGUCGAGGCCGACUUCAGUAGCAAUAUCUGGGCGGCAUUUUAUGAGUGUUGGAAUGAGGAUCUCGAGCCCACGUCUCCUCCUGGUGUACCGGUUCGACGGGGUAGAGUUUUUGUGGAACCAGGUAGUCUUUAGUUGCAGUACGAGGGACGCGAACGUUGUCGAUUUUGCAACUACCAGAGGUGCAUACUAGAAGCCUUCACUGUAUCCAGUUUCGACGUAUGAUGAUGUGAGCGAAAGCGCAUAUUUUUGCAGUACAUGUUAAGCACGACGUGAAUAGAUAAGUCUGUAGUCC
Molecule: messenger RNA, 718 nt
Organism: Alternaria alternata
Lineage: Eukaryota; Fungi; Ascomycota; Dothideomycetes; Pleosporales; Pleosporaceae
Exons: 1
Coding region: 202-558 (118 amino acids)
Source: RefSeq, a predicted model, not a curated record